AUGAAUGCGGUUUCUCGAAAUCGGGAGCGGUAUAUCGCGAUACUACGGCAAAAUUUGCCUAAGCCUUCCAAAGCAUUCCUUUCCCAAGGGGUUCUGCCAGCUCACAGCUGCCGACGGCAACGUCUGUUCGACGUCCAGCACGAAUUAAACCUUCCGCAAGACUGGAUUGCAUCCGCGCGACGGGCUCUUCAAAAAGCCUGUCAAGACAUCACGUCGGCGGACACUUUGGGCAAAACGGAUUAUUUUUUAUGCGCGCUUUUGCAUCCCACGUUUAUUUCACCCCGUCAUCCACGCGCGGGGGAGCUUCGACGUCUGAUUGCGAUGCCCGCGGAGCUCACCCUCUGCGGGGCCAGCAGCCUCCAACUUCUUCACCACGCUCUCGAGCUUCACCACCGAAGCGUGGAAAGCGAUCGUUUCCAGGGCGAUGGGGAGGAGGGGCCUGGCGUGGGGACGUCGAGGCCAUUGUUUAAUCGGACGCCUUCCUUAAGAAUGAAUUCGUUGGCGAUUUCGGAUUUGGAAAGGCUGCCCGUUAUCGCCGGAUUGGAGCCUUUUUUGUUGUUUGACCCCACGGCCUUCCCCACGCGGGAGGGUCGUUUGGGCACCCCUCGGGAGGUCCUCCUCGCGACGACAAACGCGCUUUGCGGCGCCAUCGAGCUCACCGAAGGGACCUUGGCGGUGGCGUCUUUUUUAGAGCAAACUUUUAAAAGCAAAGAUGAUUCUUGA
Phytomonas sp. Hart1 is the source of this 723-nucleotide messenger RNA. The record is from the annotation of a GenBank genome assembly. Lineage: Eukaryota; Euglenozoa; Kinetoplastea; Trypanosomatida; Trypanosomatidae.